Molecule: messenger RNA, 3379 nt
Organism: Rosa chinensis
Lineage: Eukaryota; Viridiplantae; Streptophyta; Magnoliopsida; Rosales; Rosaceae
Exons: 3
Coding region: 440-2992 (850 amino acids)
Molecular function (GO): protein binding
Source: RefSeq, a predicted model, not a curated record
UUGUUCCCCACAAGCCAUGAAUGCUUGAUGACAAUAAUUGAUCGUUUUCUAGUCAAUUAAAGACCACGGUGAAUAACGUGCCCCCGAUUCCCGGUAUAGGUGGCAAUUAGGAGGCCCGUCAGUAGGCAGUAGGCUUAAGACUAUACUUGCUGAUCUAUGAUUGUCCAGUCAUUCAAACUAGUGGUAAGAUUGGUUUUCCACUUUCGUCUAGAAAAAGGGCAUGCUGAUCGAUCUGAUAGAACUGAUAAUGGAGGAGAUUGUGUACAGCUUAGACGGAAGUUUGACUUGCUAUUCAGGUAGCUAGCCACCGCGAAGUUCGUCAUUUAUGUGAUGGGAGCCGGGCGUUAAACAAAUCCAGGUUGGUAAAGCUUAUAUUUGAAAUACAUGCAAAUGCAAGUUAAUGAUUUGCUGAUUUUUGGGUAGUUUCAAACUAUCAAUUAUGCCGCCUGAUGGGGCGAAUUCUACUGCUUUAAACUUUGUUGGAGGAAUACCUUUUCAGUUGCUGUAUGAUGCAGUUAAAAUAGCCAUUAGGAAGACUAGCAAGUUUAAAAUUCACCUCAUCAAUCUCCAAACGAUGCUAGACGAUUUACAGUCAGCACAAUGGGUUAUCCAACGGAUAGGAGAUUAUAAUCUUCAACUGCGUCUCCCAAACGAUGUAAUCGAAAAUCUUCAAAGAAAAAUGAAUGAUGGUAGAGAGCUCGUGAACACGGUAUCAAAACUUAGCAGGUGGGAUAUCCGCAUCUGGGGCAAUUGCUACAACUGCAUAGGAGAUGACUAUGGCGAACAGCUUAAUGAAUUGAACAGUAAUAUUAGAAGACUGUUUCAACUACUAGAGCUUCAGCAACAGAGGAAUGUGGCCGAGCUCUUAGAGUUGGGAAGAUCCGCCAAUGACAAAUUAGAUGAAAUCAAAGACAAACUAGAUAGAAUGGAAUCACGGGAUAGAAGGAAAUCAGAAAUGAUUGCUGAGUUGAUGGAGAAGCUGCCGCAGCAUAAUGGAACGAAUGGUGUGCAACAAGUUGCAUUGUCAAAUGGAGGAGAAGGGGCAGCUCCUGCUCUAAGAGAAGUAUUCCAGCAGCUUUUCACUGAAGUUAUAAGAUUGGAGGUCAAGAAUCUGAUGUUUAAAAGCCUCUUCCAAAGAUUAGAAUCCACGCUAUACUGCUUACAACCAUUGGUAGAAGAGAUAUCAAAAUCUACGAGGGUAUUGUAUAUUCAAAGGCAAGAAGUAGAAAAUUUUAUUAGUUGUAUAGUGAAGGGUGUAGAGCUCCUUUGCGAAUGCUCUAAGGUUUGCAAGAGGGUCACCCAUAGAAAGAACGAUUACACUGACAAAAUUCAAAAUUUGGAUGAAUCUCUUCAGACGCUCUUCAUUGAACUGAUACAGCAGGUGGGAAGGAGUUUGAAAGAGGCCAUGGAUUCGGCAGAUAGUAUAGAGGCGGCGAUCAAAGAAAUUGAAGGGAUUAGUGGUGUGGUACAAAAGAAUGAUGUUGUGAGCAAUGUGAAGGAGGGGACAUUGGUGGAUUCGGAAAGGGUUAUAGAGGAGGCAUUGAAGCCUAUUGAAGGGAGUGAUGCGGUACAAGAUCAAAUGAAAACUGAUCAAUUGCCGCAUGAACAUCCUUCACCUGCAGUUGGAUUGGAUGUACACACCUUGAAGAAAACAAGUGAUGAUGUGAAUGAGGAGACAUUGUUGGAUUUGGCAAGGGUUAAAGACGAGGUCAUCAAGCCUAUUGAUGACGGGAGUGAUGUGUUGAAAAAUGAAACUGAAUGUGAAAUUGCAGCAGCUGAACCACCAUCUUCAUCGCCAGCAGUUGGAUCGGCAUUCGAAUCCACAAGCAAUGCAACGGGAGGGCUCAAACGACUUAAGGAAAAGAAAGGGCAAAGGCAAGCAUGCAUGGUACUUCUCGCUUGUGUCUCUAAGGGAGAACUAAAGAAAUGUUCUGAAAGAAAAGAAAAGGUUUGGGGAUGGGGUCAUGAAAUGGGCAAAAAGUUUUGUUAUUGUGUUUUCACUCCUAGGCUCACAUUAAGUGCCUCUCUACAAACUCGAAAAAUAUCUAAUUGUAAGAAACACGAUGAAACAGAAAUCAUCAUGCAAGUGGAGUUUCCCUACCAAUGCAUAGAAAACAUUAUCUCCCUGACCACUCCUGCAGACGCAUGCAGACUGUCCUCGAUUUCUUGGAGAUUCCGGGGCGCUGCAGAAUCCGACGGAACUUGGGAAAAUUUCCUUCCUCCUGAUAUCCACAGGAUCCUAUCCCAGUCCACGUCUUCAUCUGCUACAUCAGUUGACCCUGGCAUCUCCAAAUCCAAGAAGGAGUUUUACCUCGAUCUCUGUGACAACCCAGUUCUCAUCGACAAUGGCAAGAUGAGCUUUUCGCUGGACAAAUGGAGUGGGAAGAAAUGUUAUAUGAUUUGUGCAAGGGCACUUCAUGUUGUUUGGUCAGGAGAAAAACAUACAUACUGGAAAUGGAUUUCUGUGCCCGAUUCCAGGUUUGAGGAGGUGGCUUGUCUGAACAGUGUUUGUUGGCUUGAAAUCCGUGGAAAAAUUGAUAUGCAGAUGAUGUCUCCAUCCACUCUUUAUAAGGCUUAUAUUGUGUAUAAGCUAACUGCAGACGCAUAUGGAUUUCGAGUACCUGUAGAGGUCGCAACUCGUUCAAGGGAUUAUGGAUUUGAAUAUAAAGAUCUUGAUCGUGACGGGUUUAUAGAAUACCCGGAUAAGCGGAGAGGGUGUCUGAAUCCUGAUAUACAAAUCGAUGGAACUCUAUCUCCAAAGGAAAGAGUGGACGGCUGGUUGGAAAUGGAGCUGGGUGAGUUUUUAUGCCAAGGAAAAGAAGUUGGGGAGUUGGAAAUGAUAUGUGUGGAAAUGAACGAUCUGUGUUGGAAGAGUGGUCUUAUUGUGCAAGGAAUUGAGGUCAGGCCAGAAAGAAAGGAAUAUUGUGAGGCCAAAGGCAAGGCAAGAUCACAUUUGCGAGACAAAGGCAAGAAAGCAAUGACCACGAUCUGACCUCCAAUCAAAGAGUAAGUUUCCACUAGUUAGACCUGCUUGUUAAAAUAAUAAUUAAUAAAUUUAGAAUUUUCUAGUGGUUAUGUCUGUGUAUGUUGUAAUGGCAUUACAAGGAAAGUAUAAGAGAGAUUUGUGAGAGUUGUGUAAUGAAGAUCGCUAAGGUAUUUUGAGUCUCUUUGUUUGUUUUUUUUAUAUAUUUUUUAUAGGAAUUGUGUACCCGUCCUGAAUUAGGUUUUUGCAUACAACAUAUCUUGGCGUAUUGAAAUUGUAGACUCGGUUUUUUUCGUGUAUUAUUGAGUUCGACCUUUUAAAACAGGUUUUAUACAGGUAUCCGUUUUAUACGGAGUAAAAAUACUUGAAAUUUGGAAAAAAAUUAAAGCGCUAGUU